UUGCCUCGGUGUUUGUUGCAUACAAACAUGUAAAAGAAGAUAAAAUAAAUCGUAAACAUACACACACUGAAAUACACAAAAAAUACAUACACGUGUCUAGCACAAUAACAAAAAUAUUGAAGAAGGAACAAAAGUUUACUCUGUGCUUCGUCCGGACCUUUAUAGUGGGACACAAGGAGGAAGUGUUUUUUUUUAAAGGCCUCGGACUCUUUGAAAUAACUCGUAAAAUUUAGGAGGAUUUUUUUCAACGUAACUGAUGUAAAGUUGGAUGUAAAGUUCAGGUUACACACUCCGAUACAGUAGGUGGCGGCCUGCUCCUGUAAAGACAUGGUUGCAACCCGCUAAGAAACGAAGAAGAAGAAGAAGCAGGAACUGUCUUCAGUACGAUGCAGAGAUCGAUCGCAGACUGCUGGAUAUCACCUGGAAACCUGAGAUAAAGUUACACAGAAUAGCAGUAGAUUCUCACUGACCAGCAGCUCAGGAACUCAGGGGAGGAACUCCAGUCUGGACCAGGAGGAACCAGAACCAAAGAGUGACCAGCUCCUCUCUCACAACUCUCCUCUUUGAGAUGAGGAAGAAAAAAAAUGACCUCCCACAGCAACAUAUCUGCACAGAGGGGGAGGUUCUCACUGAGCAGCAGCUCUGUAACCAGGAGAGGAACUCCAGACUGGACCAGGAGGAACCAGAACCUCCACAAAUUAAAGAGGAGCCAGAGGAACCAGAACUUUCACAGAUUAAAGAGGAAUAUGAGGAACCAGAGUAUCCACAGAUUAAAGAGGAACAGGAGGAACUCUGCUGCAGUCAGCAUGGAGAGCAGCUUGUAGUGAAGCAAGAGACUGAUUCCUUUAUGGAAACUCCUAAUGAUGAGGAAACUGAGCACAGUGAAUCAGAACCAAACCAUGACCAGCUCCUCUCUCACAACUCUCCUAUUUCUGAGAGCCCAGAUCAGGAAGGAAGCAACCACAUAAACUCAAGAUCAACCAGAAAUGCAGAGCUGAAACCAAGAGACACAAGCCACAGUAACAAUGUAGACAACUCUCCCAUGUCAGAGAGUCAGUGUGAUACUGACACAGGUAAAAAAUCUGUAACAUGUCACGACUGUGGAAAAGCCUUUAAGCAUGAGUCCCUGAUGAAAAGGCAUUACAGAAUCCACACUGGUGAGAAGCCUUAUUGUUGUACUAUGUGUGAUAAAAUGUUCAGUCAUAGCGGUAAUUUGACUGUCCACAUGAGAAGUCACACGGGUGAAAAACCCUAUCUUUGCAUAACAUGUGGCAAAAGUUUCUCGGUUCACCGUGCUUUGAUUUUACACACUAGGACUCACGCAGGUGAGAAACCUUACCUUUGUAAAAUAUGCGGUAAAAAAUUUACUUCAUCGUCUUCAAUUAGAAAGCAUUUGAUAAUCCACUCAGAUAAUAAGCCAUUCUCUUGCGAGACAUGUGGAAAAUGUUUCAAUCAAAGUAGUGCUUUGACUAUACACAUGAGACGUCACACUGGUGAGAAACCAUAUUGCUGCCCAACGUGUGGGAAAACCUUCACUCAAAGACCUAAUUUAGUUAUUCACAUGAGGAGUCACACCGGUGAGAAACCAUAUGCUUGCAAAACAUGUGAUAAAACCUUCAGUCAAAGACCUAAUUUACUUAUCCACAUGAGGACUCACACAGGUGAGAAACCACAUUGUUGUGACACAUGUGGGAAAACCUUCAGUCAAAGUUGUGCUUUAACUAGGCAUAUGAGGACUCACACAGGUGAGAAACCACAUUGUUGUGACAUGUGCGGUAAAGCCUUCAGCCUAAGUACCACAUUAACCAUCCACAUGAGGACUCACACAGGUGAGAAGCCAUACCCUUGCACAACAUGUGAUAAAAGUUUUAGCCGAAGAAUGUAUCUGACUCUCCACAUGAGGACUCACACAGGCGAGAAGCCACAUUUUUGUGACAUAUGUAGGAAAGGUUUUAGUCAAAGUACUACUUUAACAAGGCAUAUGAGGAUUCACACGGGUGAGGAUUCGAUGUCCUGAAACAUCUGGGACAAAAAUCUCUGGGAAGCCGAGCUUUUAGACUGAGUUUUAAUGCAAAGAACUGAAAAAACAUGACUAAUACCCUUUCAGAGCACAUUUUUCCAAGCAAAAAUCAUACAAGCAACAAAGAAAAGUGUUUUCACCUUGAAUGUAUGACAAUAAGAAUCUUUGCUAAAAAUAAAAAAAUAAAACGUUGACUUUUGAUUCAAA
Mugil cephalus (flathead mullet) is the source of this 2227-nucleotide messenger RNA. Its product is annotated as zinc finger protein OZF-like. Bases 569 to 2017 code for a protein of 482 amino acids. The transcript has 3 exons. Lineage: Eukaryota; Metazoa; Chordata; Actinopteri; Mugiliformes; Mugilidae. Gene Ontology annotation, biological process: regulation of transcription by RNA polymerase II. The record is from RefSeq and is a predicted model, not a curated record. Gene Ontology annotation, molecular function: RNA polymerase II cis-regulatory region sequence-specific DNA binding; DNA-binding transcription factor activity.